Molecule: messenger RNA, 1214 nt
Organism: Saccostrea cuccullata (small rock oyster)
Lineage: Eukaryota; Metazoa; Mollusca; Bivalvia; Ostreida; Ostreidae
Exons: 2
Coding region: 263-877 (204 amino acids)
Molecular function (GO): acyltransferase activity, transferring groups other than amino-acyl groups
Source: RefSeq, a predicted model, not a curated record
ACACUCUCGGAAUAUCUUAUUGUUUUCAUGCUCUCUUCGAUGAUCGUCAUGGUUUGCCUUUCUGACGAGCAUCACACGCAGUCAUAACUAAUUAGCCGGGCACGAUCGCUCGCGCCGCGUUAUAGUAUAAACAUACCACAAAACAAAUAAUAAUUCUCAUUCUCCGUGUGUCGGCUUCUUAUAAAGCAUGUAAGUAGUGCUACAGUAAUAAAAUGGGAUUUUAUUGGAUUUUUCCGUACUCCCACGAAUUGAGGUUUCCAACAUGCUGCUUAACCAGGAGGGUGACAAAUUCAUCGAGAAAGAAACAUCCUGCGAUUGGAUAUUAAGCUCUCUUCCUAUGGUGACCACCUUAAUCAACGGUCGCCAUGUCAUCAUCGACUACAUGACUGACCAGCAACUCACAGAAACCUACUUUAUGAUUCAAGAAGCUGCACAAAAUGGAGACGGUUACGGAAUAGACGAGUUUGAUUCCGAAAAGGACUUCCGCCGGGAAAUUGAAGGAAGUGACUGCUUUGCCGUAACUUGUAAGGAAAAUGGCGAACUGUUAGCUGGUUUUAUUUUGGCUGAGAGCAAGUUCUAUCGCGGUGUCAAUGGGGUAGUUGAUCCAUUCAUUAUUGUCAAGCGAUCAGAAAGGAAUCAGAAACUGGGAGAAUUCUGUAUGAGAAAAGCCAUAAACUUCUCAAAGAAACUUGGAUAUAUGGGAAUGUACGUGGACACAUUUUCUAACAAUAUAGCCGUACUGAGAAUCAUUGAGAAGAUCGGCGAGUUUCAGAAAGUGGGCUUCCUACCACUAGGUGGGAGGCUCCAUAAUGGAGAGUUAGUGGGGUCCGUUAUCUACUACCGGGAUUUGCAGAACAAUCCAUCAGAUGAUACGUGAACAUUUUAUAAAACAUUGUUUGAGCGAUCUGAUAUCCAAUUAGGUCAACCAUUUGUCAGAACUAAUUUGACUUUGAGGUCAUAAGAAUCGCUGCGACACUUGACAAUCAGCAAGGAACUUUCCAGUUCGAUUCCCAUUGCAGUGUUAGGUCCUCGAGCAACCAUAAGAAUCAAUGGUCUAAAGGACUCUCAACAUUCCAUGUAACUGUAUACAUUCCUGUCUUUACAAUUCUGUGAUAAAGUACAGUGAUGUAAUUAUAACUUUAAUCAAUGAAAAAUUUACAUGUAUAUUUAUUUUCAUUUUACAACGAUAUUGAAAUAAACGAAUAAAAAACUAA